AUGGAUAACAAUAAGUAUAACAGAAAAUUGCUUAAAAGGAGGUCAAUCUCCAUCAACACCUUGAGAAUUCAGAAGAAGAAGGUGAGAAGAGUUGGAGCUACCAUCAGUGACCAGAUCGAUGCUGAAACUCAAGGUUCUAGCUUUGAAAAGGUAACAAAACCUUAUGAAUCUGAUACGAAACUGGUCGAAGACUAUUCUGAUAAUUCCAGUACCUUCGAAGAUGAGCUAGCAUUACCAACUGCGAUUAAGACAAUCGUGAUUACAAAUAAGGCUACUCAGAAGGUUCAUAUCGAGGACUCUUCAAAGAAGUUAGAAGGGAGAUGCAGAAGAACGCACCGUAGGCUGAAAAGCAGUUACAAUGUCAGAUCCAACCUUCAAAACUCCAAAAACCAGAAAAUACUUCAAGAUUUUCUACCAGUGUUUAAGAGCAACAGGAACACGACCAUAAAGCUGUCAGCCACUCCAGGGCAGUCAAAUGUUGGCAUGAGGAUCCAAAGAGGGUAUGAGGAGCUCCCUAUUCAUAACCGCAUCAUACAGUUUCAAAAGCCAGUCAAGCCAAAAAUUCAAAAUUUUAUACAGCUGUCAAAGGUUCAGUUCCAAGACUCUACAAAGUAUCAGAAGUUUAGCCAGGGUACUACGAAGCCAUCAAUCUCUUGUCGAUUAACAAUGUCUAAGGCUAACAGGAUGAGAUGUGCCAAAACCAGGAGUUCCAAUCGUUUCAGAAUUCCAGCUAAGAAAUUGAAAAAGGACAUCUUCUGAACACCUCAGAAAGCUCUAUUUUCAACAAAAUAUUCUAUUCAUGAGCAGAAUUCAAACACUUCAUGCAAGAAUACGGAAGUCUCUGACUCAGGUCUACCCAGUACCGGGUUCUUUAAGCUCAAUAUAUAAAUCUUGUCCAACAUGAAUUAUGGUGCAGCAUUUAGAAGCCGCUUAAUGACCAGGUAGAGACUCAAGUGACCAGAAUUCCUCUCAAAAUUCACAAAGCAUACAUACCACAUUCCUCACGCUACCAAUACUUCCCACAUCAACGCAUUUCUGCUCCAGUCCUCAUUCUGCCACCUUCCCUUCAAUCUCUCCUCAGAACACCUGAUCAAAAAUCCCAAAAGGCCUCAUAAUUCAUAAUUUUUACCAUAU
Messenger RNA from Moneuplotes crassus, 1134 nucleotides. NCBI's taxonomy places the organism in Eukaryota, Ciliophora, Spirotrichea, Euplotida, Euplotidae. The record is from the annotation of a GenBank genome assembly.